GGGAAAGACAAAUGAACGGUGCAACCUAAAAGUCUGCUCGUUUAUCUUGCUCGACUAUCGUCUCAUAGACGUUAAUUACUCCAAGGACACUACGCUCUUAAGUGUCCAUGAUUACUCGUACCACACCUCAAGUCGAACUAUGCCAAAAUUCUCCUUAAUGAACCGCCCAUAUUGAAUGGUCUUAUUUAUACCCCUGCCUUUUCAGACAUGGUGACUCAAGUGCUGUCCAAGAGCAUUGAAAGUGCUUUUCUAGCAAUAGGAUCUUGCAUACUCAUCCGCUUAGCAAGUCUCGUGGGCGAGGCCUACGUUCUGAGGCUUCAAACCAAAGAGCUUUUGGGCCUUGGAGUGCGUCAAAAGUUGUUGUUCGACACACUUUUGUUCCUUAGUCGAGAAGCAUUUCGAAAAGCCUGCUUAAGUCGACCUCCCGACCAGAAAUGGCAAGGAAUUAUCAACCUCAUAUGGUUGACUUUGCCUAUUGGUUUGGUGUUUUCGUGUUUCUUCGGUUUGAUUUGGAUCUUCGUAUUGGAACAGCCCCCCGAAGAGUACUACACUCAAUACAAGUGGUCCAUUCUGUUGAUGACCGUCAACUUGUUAUUCAUUCUGGCGGCAGAGCCAUUCCAUGUGAUUGGACAAGCCUACCUACAUGUGAAAUUCCGGUCGGCCGUUGACAUGUAUUGGGCUAUUUGUGGACCGCUAAGCAACAUUUUGGUGGUCACCUUCGUCUCUAAUUAUUCGGAUCGUCAAAUCUGGAGUGGGAUCACGUCGAUUAUUGGAAGUAUCCUCUUUCUCCUGAUGCACGUACUUUACUUUUGGUUCGUGCUGAGAAAGCAAAACGAUCUCAUGGAGAGGACGACAUCUGUCAAUGAGCCUGAUGCGAUCCCAUUUCAAUCUAUUGGAGAGUUCUUCCCGGAUUUCCGGAACUUUGCCAUUGACCAGGACCGAUGGAAGAUAUCCUGGAAUCUAAUCAAACAAGGCAUAUUCCGACAGGCUUUGAUGGACGGAGAAAAGUACAUGUUUGUGGGGUUCCAUUUAAUGUCCAUUCCUGACCAAGGGAUCUACGGAGCCAUUGAGAACUUCAUGGCCGUUCCACUGAAGUUGUUCUACGUGAAAAUGGAGGAAAGCACCCAUUUAUAUUUCAGUCAAACUGUCACUCGCGAACCACUGGCCGACCGGGUGAAAGAGGCCCUGCCCACGAAACAUCUGCAUCUCCUCCUCAAGACACUCACGUUGAUCGGAUGCAUUUUCGUGGUCUUUGGCAUUCCUUAUUCCCAUCCUCUCUUGUGGAUUUAUGCGGGAGACCUCUUGAUCAGAGGAUCUGGCCCUCUUCUACUUAAGCUCCACAUGGUCUACAUAUUUCUCCUGGGUGUCAAUGUCACCAGUGAGAGCUACGUCCUCAAUGCCCUGACCUCGAGGCAACUGGAACGCUACAACAAGGCCAUGGGGGCGGUAACAGUGAUCUACUUUACGAGUGUGUUUGGAUUGAGUCAGGUUUUUGGACCACCCGGGUUCGUUUUGGCCAGCAUUCUAAAUCUUGGGCUUAGGCUUAUCUACAAUUUUAUCUUGAUAGGGGACAGGCAUAAGGGCUCAAACUUUAGCCCACUUGACAAGUUAUUGCCCAAACCCAAGGUUUUAGCAGCCCUUACCACGGCGGUCUGCCUUUGUACGUCCUCAGAAUUCUAUUUGUACGCAGACCCGCCGCAAAAAAUGCUUUAUCAUCUCUCUAUUGGAAUCCUGGCAUUCCUAUUAGUAGGAAUAUUCGUCUUACGUCAUGAGACCUCAUUAUUACGGAGUGGAUCCACCGAAUCGCCGUUACCUGGGCCCAAAGACUAAGGAUUCGCUUGGCUAGAUGGCAUAUUUUGGACCAAAACAAAAUAAACAACAAUGAUCCGUGCAAGUCAGGAAGUAUUUUCAGGGUGACGGGAAAAUAUAUUGAAAAGCUGCAUACACCCUCCAAAUCACAUGGUGGUCUCGUAGGGAAGGGAUGGAUUGUGCGAGGUAUUGUCAGAAGGGUUGGAAUGGA
Tigriopus californicus is the source of this 2020-nucleotide messenger RNA. RefSeq names its product protein RFT1 homolog. The transcript is spliced from 2 exons. Gene Ontology annotation, cellular component: endoplasmic reticulum membrane. The coding region runs from base 208 to 1830 and encodes 540 amino acids. Gene Ontology annotation, biological process: glycolipid translocation; dolichol-linked oligosaccharide biosynthetic process. Lineage: Eukaryota; Metazoa; Arthropoda; Copepoda; Harpacticoida; Harpacticidae. The record is from RefSeq and is a predicted model, not a curated record.